AUGACGAAACGUACAUUUAUUAUCGCAAAUUGGGGAUCUGACAGUAUGCUAAUACUUCUUCAAUAUAAUCACCAACCUUUUCUCAAUCAAGUGACGCAUUUUACUGGAAAUGAUUCUCGACCAUAUUCUGUUGCCGUUGGUGACUUCAAUGAUGAUCAUCGACUGGAUGUUGUCGUUGCUAAUUAUGGUAGUGAUAAUGUUGGUAUCCUUCUUGGUUAUGGAAAUAGAAGUUUUCAAAAUCAAAUGAUAUAUUCAACCGGUUUCAAAUUUGGUCCAUGUUCAGUUGCUGUUGGUGAUAUCAAUAGUGACAAUCGAUUAGAUAUCGUCGUUGCAAAUUCGCUUACUAACAAAAUAAGUAUUCUUCUUGAAUAUGGUAAUGGCAUCUUUUUACUAAAAAAUUCAUAUUCAACUGGAGAUGAUUCUCAUCCGAAUAUGGUCUCAGUAUGGGAUGUCAAUAAAGAUGAUCAAUUGGAUAUCAUAGUGGUCAAUUCUAUUAAAAUGUAUUCAUAUUUAAUGGGUUAUGAUUCUCAUCCAUACUCGGUAGCUCUUGGUGAUUUUAAUAAUGAUAGUUGGAUAGAUAUGGCUGUUACAAAUUAUGGUACUGACAAUGUAGAAAUUCUUUUGCAGGCAUGUUAA
Messenger RNA from Rotaria sordida, 636 nucleotides. NCBI's taxonomy places the organism in Eukaryota, Metazoa, Rotifera, Eurotatoria, Philodinida, Philodinidae. The record is from the annotation of a GenBank genome assembly.